This is a messenger RNA of Heterocephalus glaber (naked mole-rat), 6162 nucleotides long. RefSeq names its product INO80 complex ATPase subunit (gene Ino80). Gene Ontology annotation, molecular function: ATP binding; DNA binding; ATP-dependent chromatin remodeler activity. Gene Ontology annotation, cellular component: nucleus; Ino80 complex. NCBI's taxonomy places the organism in Eukaryota, Metazoa, Chordata, Mammalia, Rodentia, Bathyergidae. Gene Ontology annotation, biological process: DNA-templated transcription; chromatin remodeling; DNA repair. The record is from RefSeq and is a predicted model, not a curated record.
CCCUCCGGACCCCGCCCGCACCCUACCCCCCCGCCGCCGCCGCGGCGGCGGGGCCCCACGGCCCGAGCCGUGCAGUUGGAGGUGCUUGUGCAUGAAGACAGAUUUGUUCUAUGGCCUCGGAGUUGGGUGCCGGGGAUGAUGGCGGCUGCGGUGAGCUGGCAAAGCCCCUCUAUCUUCAGUACCUGGAGCGGUCCCUCCGGUUGGACCAUUUGCUGCGACAAACAUCAGCCAUUUUCAACAGGAGUAUUUCUAGUGACGACAGUGAAGAUGGACUGGAUGACAAUAAUCCCUUAUUGCCCCAGUCUGGGGAUCCCUUAAUACAAGUACAGGAAGAACCUCCAAAUUCAUUACUGGGUGAAACUUCUGGAGCAAGCAAUUCUGGAAUGUUAAACCCAUACUCACUCAAUGGAGUUCUGCAGUCAGAAUCAAAAUCUGACAAGGGGAAUUUAUAUAACUUCUCUAAGUUGAAGAAAAGCAGAAAGUGGCUGAAGAGUAUUCUUCUUAGUGAUGAGUCUAGUGAGGCAGAUUCUCAGAGUGAAGACAAUGAUGAAGAAGGAGAAGAACUCAAUCUCAGCAGAGAAGAACUUCAUAACAUGCUUCGACUACACAAAUAUAAGAAGCUUCAUCAAAAUAAGUAUAAUAAAGACAAGGAGUUACAGCAAUACCAGUACUACAGUGCAGGUCUGCUCUCAACAUAUGACCCCUUCUAUGAGCAGCAACGGCACUUGCUUGGACCCAGAAAAAAGAAAUUCAAGGAGGACAAGAAGCUUAAAGCCAAGUUGAAAAAGGUGAAGAAAAAAAGACGAAGAGAUGAAGAGCUUUCCUCUGAAGAAUCCCCUCGUCGUCACCACCACCAGACCAAAGUUUUUGCUAAGUUUUCUCAUGAUGCACCACCCCCUGGCACCAAGAAGAAGCACUUAUCCAUUGAGCAGCUCAAUGCUCGUCGCAGGAAAGUAUGGCUCAGCAUUGUGAAAAAGGAGCUACCAAAGGCCAACAAGCAGAAAGCUUCAGCUCGGAACCUGUUUCUCACUAAUAGCCGAAAGCUUGCCCACCAGUGCAUGAAGGAGGUGCGUCGAGCUGCCCUGCAGGCCCAGAAGAACUGUAAGGAGACUUUGCCUCGUGCUCGCCGCCUCACCAAGGAGAUGCUUCUGUACUGGAAGAAAUAUGAGAAGGUAGAGAAGGAACAUCGCAAGCGUGCAGAGAAGGAAGCUUUGGAGCAGCGGAAGUUGGAUGAGGAAAUGCGGGAGGCCAAGAGGCAACAACGAAAACUCAACUUCUUGAUCACCCAGACAGAGUUGUAUGCCCAUUUCAUGAGCCGCAAGCGAGACAUGGGUCAUGAUGGGAUCCAGGAAGAAAUCCUAAGGAAACUGGAAGACAGUUCUACCCAGAGACAAAUUGACAUUGGUGGAGGGGUAGUAGUAAACAUCGCACAGGAAGACUAUGAUAGUAACCAUUUUAAAGCUCAGGCCUUGAAGAAUGCUGAAAAUGCUUACCAUAUUCACCAAGCCCGGACAAGGUCAUUUGAUGAAGAUGCAAAAGAAAGUCGAGCAGCUGCCCUUCGGGCAGCAAACAAGUCUGGCACUGGGUUUGGGGAGAGUUACAGUCUGGCAAACCCAUCUAUCCGGGCUGGUGAGGAUAUUCCACAGCCCACAGUUUUCAAUGGCAAACUAAAAGGUUACCAGCUAAAAGGAAUGAAUUGGUUGGCUAAUCUCUAUGAGCAGGGUAUUAAUGGCAUUCUUGCUGAUGAAAUGGGCCUUGGCAAAACAGUACAGAGCAUUGCCCUACUGGCCCAUUUGGCUGAGAGAGAGAACAUUUGGGGGCCUUUCUUAAUAAUAUCACCUGCUUCCACACUGAACAACUGGCACCAGGAAUUUACUAGAUUUGUUCCUAAAUUUAAGGUGCUACCAUAUUGGGGAAAUCCUCAUGAUAGAAAAGUCAUCAGGAGGUUCUGGAGUCAGAAGACCCUCUAUACUCAGGAUGCCCCCUUCCAUGUGGUUAUCACCAGCUACCAGCUGGUGGUACAGGAUGUGAAGUAUUUCCAGCGGGUUAAGUGGCAGUACAUGGUACUGGACGAGGCCCAGGCGCUUAAGAGUAGUUCCAGUGUUCGUUGGAAGAUCCUCUUACAGUUCCAGUGUCGGAAUCGACUUUUGCUAACUGGGACUCCCAUUCAAAACACCAUGGCUGAGCUCUGGGCUUUGUUACAUUUUAUUAUGCCAACUUUAUUUGAUUCACAUGAAGAAUUUAAUGAAUGGUUUUCCAAGGACAUUGAGAGCCAUGCUGAAAACAAAUCUGCCAUUGAUGAGAAUCAACUCUCUCGUUUACACAUGAUCUUGAAGCCAUUUAUGCUGAGGAGAAUAAAGAAAGAUGUAGAAAAUGAACUGUCUGACAAGAUUGAGAUUCUAAUGUACUGCCAGCUGACCAGCCGACAAAAGCUCUUAUAUCAGGCAUUGAAGAACAAAAUUUCUAUUGAGGAUCUAUUGCAGUCUUCUAUGGGCUCAACCCAGCAAGCACAGAACACCACCAGCAGCCUCAUGAACCUAGUCAUGCAGUUUAGGAAGGUGUGUAAUCAUCCAGAGUUAUUUGAACGACAAGAAACUUGGUCUCCAUUUCAUAUUUCACUAAAGCCAUAUGAGAUUUCAAAGUUUAUCUACCGUCAUGGACAGAUCAGGGUCUUCAACCAUUCGCGAGACAGGUGGUUAAGGGUUCUUUCUCCAUUUGCACCAGACUAUAUCCAGCAGUCUCUCUUCCAUAGAAAAGGCAUUAAUGAAGAAAGCUGUUUUUCUUUUCUUCGCUUUAUUGAUGUAUCUCCAGCAGAAAUGGCAAAUCUUAUGCUUCAGGGACUUUUGGCCAGAUGGUUAGCUCUUUUCCUGUCUCUGAAAGCCUCCUACAGGCUCCAUCAGCUGCGCUUCUGGGGAGAGCCAGAAGGGGAGAGCCAGCAGAGAUAUCUGAGAAACAAGGAUUUCCUUCUUGGAGUUAAUUUUCCACUUUCCUUUCCCAACCUUUGCAGCUGCCCUUUGUUAAAGUCUCUUGUUUUCAGCAGCCACUGUAAUGCAGUGAGUGGCUACUCAGACCAGGUCAUCCAUCAGCGGAGAUCAGCUACCUCCUCACUUCGUUGCUGCCUGCUCACUAAGCUGCCAUCUUUUUUGUGUGUGGCCAGUCCACGAGUCACCGCAGUGCCAUUGGAUUCUUAUUGCAAUGACCGAAGUGCAGAAUACGAGCGGCGAGUUCUGAAGGAAGGAGGGAGUCUGGCAGCCAAGCAGUGUUUGUUGAAAGGGUCCCCUGAACUGGCCACAGACUGGCAAAAUCGCCGAUUCCAGUUCUUCCCAGAGCACCCUGGAGGACUAUGGAGCAUCCAGCCCCAGAAUGGCUGGUCUUUCAUCAGGAUUCCAGGGAAAGAGAGCCUCAUCACUGACAGUGGAAAGCUGUAUGCCCUUGAUGUCCUGCUAACUCGGCUCAAGUCUCAAGGACAUAGGGUCCUUAUCUACUCCCAGAUGACCAGGAUGAUAGACCUGCUGGAGGAGUACAUGGUUUAUAAGAAACAUACCUACAUGAGGCUGGACGGCUCAUCCAAGAUCUCAGAGAGGCGGGACAUGGUUGCUGAUUUUCAGAACAGGAAUGACAUCUUUGUGUUCCUGUUAAGCACACGUGCUGGAGGACUGGGUAUCAAUCUCACAGCUGCGGAUACAGUGAUUUUCUAUGACAGUGACUGGAACCCCACUGUAGACCAGCAGGCCAUGGACAGGGCCCACCGCUUGGGGCAGACAAAGCAGGUUACUGUGUAUCGGCUCAUCUGUAAAGGUACCAUCGAGGAGCGGAUUCUGCAGAGAGCCAAGGAGAAAAGUGAGAUUCAGCGAAUGGUGAUUUCAGGUGGGAACUUCAAGCCUGAUACCUUGAAACCCAAGGAGGUGGUUAGUCUUCUGCUAGACGAUGAAGAGUUGGAGAAGAAACUAAGACUACGGCAGGAAGAGAAACGACAGCAGGAGGAAACCAACCGUGUGAAAGAACGCAAGCGCAAGCGGGAAAAGUAUGCAGAGAAGAAAAAGGAAGAUGAAUUGGAUGGGAAAAGGAAGAAAGAGGGUGUGAACCUGGUGAUCCCAUUUGUUCCUUCUGCUGAUAACUCCAACCUCUCUGCUGAUGGGGAUGACUCCUUUAUUAGCGUGGAUUCGGCCAUGCCCAGCCCUUUCAGUGAGAUCUCUAUCAGCAGUGAGCUGCACACUGGCUCCAUCCCCCCUGAUGAGAGCAGCAGUGACAUGCUGGUCAUCGUGGAUGACCCAGCCUCCUCAGCCCCUCAGUCUCGAGCCACCAACUCUCCUGCUUCUGUCACAGGUUCAGUCUCAGACACCGUGAAUGGAAUUUCCAUUCAGGAAAUGCCAGCUGCAGGACGUGGCCAGUCAGCCCGAAGCCGAGGCCGCCCCAGAGGUUCAGGAAGCACAGCAAAAGCAGCAGGGAAAGGCCGAAGCCGGAAGUCGACAGCAGGCAGUGCCGCUGCAAUGGCAGGAGCCAAAGCUGGGGCUGCGGCAGCCUCCGCAGCUGCCUAUGCUGCAUACGGGUACAACGUGUCUAAAGGAAUCUCUGCCAGCAGUCCUCUGCAGACAUCCCUUGUCCGACCUGCUGGCCUUGCUGACUUUGGACCCUCAAGCGCCUCUUCUCCCUUGAGUUCCCCUUUGAGCAAAGGAAAUAAUGUUCCUGGGACUCCCAAGAGCCUCCACAUGACCAGCAGCCUCGCCUCAGACUCUCUGGUCCGGAAACAGGGCAAAGGCAUCAAUCCCUCUGGAGGACGGUAACCAUCUGGGCCCACCAGCUUCCUUCAACCAAACCAGGGGCUCGAGUCCCAGCCUACAGAUGGUCUUUGGAUGGCUUGCCCAACACAGCAUCUUACAUCCCGAGUCAGAGGGCAGAGAGGACCAGUCACAGCAAAGGGAAGACAGGCAGGUGGAUGGUGUGAGCACUUUUAUCACCUGUUUCCCAAGGAGUGCUCUGGGGCGGCCUGUGAGAAGAGGGCCCAAGGGCAAGAUCGGCCCCAUGGCAUCCCAAAUGAACUCUGUGGCCAUGCCUCAAACCCCUUACUGAGGAAAGACCUGCCCUGGAUCCCCUGUAGAUGCUCAGGCACGCUGUCUCCAUCCCCAUUCCACUCUUCUGCUCUGACCACAUCCCUUGCAAAGGCUCUCCAGGUGUCACAAAGAGCGUCCAUUGUGGAGACUUCUUAAGUUCAUGAUUUCCUGUAGGGCUGAGAAGGAAGGAAGGAACUCCUGUACCUGGUGUCCAAAAUGUUUGGAUAGCUCCCCAGGUCUCCAGAUUCCAUUUGCCACACUUCAGUGUCAUCACUGAAGAGAGAGCAGUAAAUGCCAAGGACGCUGAUGGUUUGUAAGGGUGGCAGACAACCAGAGGAAGCAGACCCAUGGGCAGUGGUUCCCUAGCAUUUCCUCUGUCCUGCAUGGUUCUCGCCAAGCAAACGUCAGGUCCUACCAGCAACAGUAGCAGCAGCUCCUACCCAGAGGACUCCCAGAAGCCAGUAAAGAGACCAGGAGCCACCUCAGUCAGCAGGACAUCCUUACCACCCCUCUUGCAGAUGCCCCUCUACCCAUCCUGAAUGCACAUUCUCCCCAUCCUUGCCCUUCAGUCCCCUGCUUGGCUGUAUGCACUGUCUGUAUUGCACUGAGAAGGGAAGGAGCAGCAGGAGUGAGGUGGAGAGGGUGGAGAGAGGGCAAGCUUGUCACUGACCCUCCGAGCCCCAGCCCCACCAGCCUGAGCUUGCUGGCCUCUCAGACCAGGGGCCAGUGUUCAAUGGGAGGGGUUUCUGCCCCCCCCCCCAGUCCCCGCUGGAGCAGGUGCUUCUGGGUGGGCCAGCCUCUAAUUUGCACACCCGAAAAUCACAGAAUUGAGUUUAGAUAGAUUGAUUUUUAAACUUUUUUUGGGGGGGAGGAGUAGGGGUUAUAGGGGAAUCAUUUAAUUUAAAUCAUUAAGAUUCCCCUGCCCAAACCCAGACUCCUGUGUACAGAUGCUAUUUAGAGAGAAUCAGAAAAAUGCCAAGCCUUUUUUCUCUUUGAAUGUGCUAUUUUUAUAACUGAACUUGUAUAUAUGUAUAAAGAGAGACACAUCUUUCUUUUACUAACUGGAUAAAAAAAAUCUUAAAUAAAAUGGAGUGAGAUAAUUUUAUGUAAA